This is a messenger RNA of Racocetra persica, 1151 nucleotides long. The record is from the annotation of a GenBank genome assembly. Lineage: Eukaryota; Fungi; Glomeromycota; Glomeromycetes; Diversisporales; Gigasporaceae.
AUGUAUGGCCAAUUUCAAAGUUUAUUAGAAGCUUUUCAACAUCAAGUAUCAACUAGGCCCAAAGACAAAGCUCUUUUGAUCCCCAAUGGUACAAAAUAUGAUGAAAUUAAUCUUCAAGACCUCGAUAUUAUUAUCAAUAAAUACGCUUAUUAUUGGAAUAAACAAUUGGUGAAUAAAAAUUUGGAUAAAAAUAGCGUGAUUGGAUAUUUGGCGCAAAGUGGUCCUGAAUAUUUGUUUAACUCUAUGGCCUUGUGGAAACUAGACUUUCAAAUCUUAUUCCUUAGUCCUCGAAAUUCUGAAUCUGCAUUGAUUCAUUUACUUCAAGAAUCUAAAUCGCGUAUUCUUAUUUAUGAUCCUCAACUUUCAAAAAUUUCGGUGAAUGUGCAAAAUAAAAUCAAUUCUCAACAUUCACAAUCGUUGAAUAUUUUUCAAUUUCCUAAGAAUUUAAAAGAUGAAAAAAUAGACCAUUUUACCCCUGUUUUAAGAUUAGAUGAAAAUUCUUAUGAAAAAAUUAUUGCAAUUUUUCAUAGUUCCGGUUCAACGUCAUUUCCUAAAUUAGUUCAUAUCUCCAAUCGUUAUUUUUUAAAGGCAGCCGAAACAAAUAAUUUUCAUGAAAUUAUUUUAUCAACCCCUCCAUUAUUUCAUGUUUAUGGAUUCGCUGUUGCAUUAAGAUAUGUUUUAGCUCAUGGUUCGGUAUAUGCAUUUCCAAUUGUUGCAGGAUCAAUUCCUUUAGUCAAUGAAGUUUUACAUAGUUUAAAACAAUCUAAUGCUAGGAUUUUUUACACUUUAUCUGCUACCCUUGAACAAAUUUAUAAAAAUUAUCCGGAUGAAAUUAAAACAUUGUUAAAUUUAAAAUCCAUAUUUUAUGGUGGUGCAGCAUUGUUACCUCAAGUAGGCGAACAACUUGUUCAAUCUGGCUUCAAAAUUCGAAAUUCUUAUGGUUCGACCGAAACAGGUCUUCUUAUGGUAGCUCCCGAAAAUUUAUCACCUGACAUUCCAUGGGAUGCAAUGAAACCAGUGGCUCCUGAAAGUGACAUAAAAUGGAUAAAAAGAAAUGAUAUCCUUGAUGGUGCAAAAGAAUUAGCUAUAAAAAAAAGCUACCAAAGUCUUGCAUCUAUUAAAGAAAAUACAGAUAGUGAUUUCCAAGAAAG